Messenger RNA from Astrephomene gubernaculifera, 1396 nucleotides. The record is from the annotation of a GenBank genome assembly. NCBI's taxonomy places the organism in Eukaryota, Viridiplantae, Chlorophyta, Chlorophyceae, Chlamydomonadales, Astrephomenaceae.
CCGUAUCGAAAGCACGCAACGUUAAGAGCAGAACAUUACUGCGCAACUGCAUCAAGGCUGGUAGAUAAACCAAACCAUCAUUCUUGAGCUAAACGAGUAGCUGCUGCAUAUGGCGGUUUUGCACGUAUCACAAAUAUAUAUUUCUAAGUUUUAGGUCGGCACUGCCAGUGAUGUCUUUCGUCUCCGCAGGCGAUACAGCGGCUGGGAUGCUAGUGCGAGCGAUGAUUCCUUCUGCCCGACAGGCUGCUUGGGGCCGUCUAUCGUUACAGCUUAGACAUUGCAGCAGCAGCAGCAGCUCUGGGACCGGUGGUGAUGCACCGGCCAAAUCGGGCACAUUCUGGUCCAACCUUCAACGCGCUCUGUUCCCUGUCGGGCCAAGCAAAUCGGCAGCUCGUACAGCUUCAGAGGCGUCAGCGUCGUCGUCUACACCAGUAGCCUCAGCCUCGAGAGGUACUCCGACGACACAAUUGAGACCGCCAUCCGGGAAUCCGGCCACCGCUGCUGCUGCGGCCGCUGCACGGGAAGCGCGGGCACAACAGCGCCGUGCAGCCCGCGGGCAAGAGGACGCGUUUGCAGCGCUCAGCAAGCCUGCUGAGCAGUUCUCAGGGACGUUGCUCAAAGCUGCAGUGCUGCUGAUUACGGUGCCGCUUGGAGUCCACAUGAUGUCGCACAGCCUCAUGAUGUCGCUGUGUGUGCGGGGGCUAGAGUCCGACCGCCCCGAAACCGUGGUGCUCACCCUCAAGCGGGUUCGCUCGGUGGUGGCGUCCGACUACCUGGCUGACCGGUUCGAGGCGGAGGACGGAGUGGGACUGCUGCUGGCCACCUUCCAUGAGGGCUCGGGGGAAGCCGUGCUGCGGGAGUUCCUGGCGGCCGCACAGCAGCUGCUGCGGUUCCGAAGCACCCGGGAGGCGCUGCUCAUGUCCUCCCUGGUAGAGCGGUUGCAGCGGGCUGCAGCUGCGGGAUGGCUGCCGGCCUCGCUGCGGGAGGAGGCGCACCAGCUGUACCUGGAGGCGCAUGCAGCUAGGAGGAUGGAGAUGGAGGCGGCGGCGGGGGUGGCAGCGCCGUGAGAGAGUCGGCAGGGGGGACCCAACCGUUGGGAGAGGGGUGAGGGUGGUGGUGGUGCCGGUGGGUGAGAUGGCAGGGGGAGGUGGCGCGGUGGGUGUGCUAAGCUUCUGAGGCGGUUAUGGACUCUACAGGCUGUACGAGAAGGUGUCGAAAUGUACGACAGGGGAUUAUGAGGGAAGGCGGAGGCAGGAGCGUGCUGUCGCGAGGCGUGCAGUGCUGCAGUGGCGUGAAGCUUCAAUGGACUUGUACGGCAGUUAAUCGUACGGCUCGAACCUGAACUGGCUGGGUAUUGGACCUGGUCUGUGUCGCCAUCAAGUGUAAGCACAAGCGG